UCCAGUGAUUGCGCUUGCGCUGGUGAUCCGGGAUGGGCUGGCCGUGGGUCCGGGUCCACUGGCUUGCGCUGCGGGAGGCUGGCCAUGGUGGGUAGGAUUGAACCGCUCCCGGCGCGGAGCUGGAGAGGUGGUAGUAGACGGCAGUAGAGGCUGCGGGGCUCGAUUUGGCUGUUUGAGGAAUCGGGAGGCGGCAGGACCCUUGCCCGCCUCUGACGGAGCGCACCCACGGGGAAGCUGUAACGCGCAGAGGGGGAAGGAGAUCAAUCAACCCAACUUGUCCAUUUCACAGGAGCCAUGCGUGGCCAGCGGAGCCUGUUGCUGGGCCCAGCCCGCCUCUGCCUGCGCCUGCUUCUGCUCCUGGGCUACAGGCGCCGCUGCCCACCUCUGCUUCGGGGCCUGGUGCAGCGUUGGCGCUAUGGCAAGGUCUGCCUUCGCUCCCUGCUCUACAACUCCUUUGGGGGCAGUGAAACCGUGGUUGAUGCUGCCUUUGAACCUGUCUACUGGCUGGUGGACAACGUGAUUCGAUGGUUUGGGGUGGUGUUUGUGGUACUGGUGAUCGUGCUGACCGGCUCCAUUGUUGCCAUCGCCUACUUAUGUGUCCUGCCGCUCAUCCUCCGAACUUACUCAGUGCCACGACUCUGCUGGCAUUUCUUCUACAGUCACUGGAAUCUAAUCCUCAUCGUCUUCCAUUACUACCAGGCCAUCACCACUCCGCCUGGGUACCCACCCCAGGGCAGGAAUGAUAUUGCCACAGUCUCCAUCUGUAAGAAGUGCAUUUACCCCAAGCCAGCCCGGACACACCACUGUAGCAUCUGCAAUAGGUGUGUGCUGAAGAUGGAUCAUCACUGCCCCUGGCUAAACAACUGUGUGGGCCACUAUAACCAUCGGUACUUCUUCUCUUUCUGCUUUUUCAUGACUCUGGGCUGUGUCUACUGCAGCUAUGGAAGUUGGGACCUUUUCCGGGAGGCUUAUGCUGCCAUUGAGAGAAUGAAACAGCUCGACAAGAACAAACCACAGACGCUUGCCAACCAGACUUAUCACCAGACCCCACCACCUACCUUCUCCUUUCGAGAAAGGAUAACUCACAAGAGUCUUAUCUACCUCUGGUUCCUGUGCAGUCUUUGCCUCUCCUUUCUUAGCUCUGUGGCACUGGCCCUGGGUGCCCUAACAGUAUGGCAUGCUGUUCUCAUCAGUCGGGGUGAGACUAGCAUUGAAAGACACAUUAACAAGAAAGAGAGACGUCGACUACAGGCCAAGGGCAGAGUAUUUAGAAAUCCUUACAACUAUGGCUGCAUGGACAACUGGAAGGUAUUCCUGGGUGUGGACACAGGAAGGCAUUGGCUUACCCGGGUGCUGUUACCUUCUAGUCAUCUGCCCCAUGGGAAUGGAAUGAGCUGGGAGGCCCCUCCCUGGGUGACUGCUCACUCGGCCUCUGUGAUGGCAGUGUGAGCUGGACUGUAUCAGCAACAGCUUGAGCAUUCAUUCUGCUGCCUGUGUCAAGGGCCUCCAAAGGCAGCUUUUCUUUGAAUCCUUGAUCAAAAAGAGCCACUGGGCCUGCCCUAGGGUACUAUGCAUUAACAACUUAAGAACUAACCUUGUGGUCACUGCAGAAGACACAAUGUGGACAGAUCCUAGGACUGAUGUCACUUUACUCAGGCAAACAGAAGUUUUAGCCCCAGACUAGGGUCAGGCAGCUAGCUACCCCACCCUCCUUCAGAUACAGCACUGGGGCUGGCCAUCUCCUUUUCCACUUGCUGUCCGGGAAAAGACCUAAGCUGGAAUCUUGGUUUCUCAUUGGGGCAAAGACACCAUGCCUGCUGCUGAGGUCACUGCCAUUUCUCACAUGCUACCAAAGGUAGCAAAAAUAAAGGCAUUUGAUUUGUAAAGAUA
Messenger RNA from Heterocephalus glaber (naked mole-rat), 1890 nucleotides. RefSeq names its product zDHHC palmitoyltransferase 16 (gene Zdhhc16). Gene Ontology annotation, molecular function: palmitoyltransferase activity. Lineage: Eukaryota; Metazoa; Chordata; Mammalia; Rodentia; Bathyergidae. The record is from RefSeq and is a predicted model, not a curated record.